CUUACCAAAAACAUCAGCUUUCCAAAGGCAACUGCUGCAGAUGUCAUUCCCGCUGUGAUGUCCCUCAAACGGCUGCUUGCCAAGGUUGAUGAAACAGACAAAGGAGUGCAAACAGCCAAGCGCACUCUACUAGAAGACGUUUGCAAUCUCUUGGAAGAAAGUGGAUGCCCGGACUAUGCUGCAGUGUGUUGUGGAUGAAAUGGCUGGUGGGGGAACUGAUCAACAGGAAGAGGCUGCUGGUGCAGAUGACCCAAGCCAGGAGGAUGUGAACCCACCAUCAAAGAAGGCCCGAAAUGAGAGUCUGCAGGACAUGUACCAAGAAAUCCUCGCAGAGAAUGAUGUACAGCAAGCUGCAACAGGUGUAACUGCUUCACAGGUGCAGACAUAUUUGGCAGAGAUCACCAUCCUCAAGACAGCAUGCCCCUUGAUGUACUGGAAUUCCAACCGAACCCGCUUCCCUGCUCUGGCCCGUGUUGCACGCAAGUACCUAACUGCGCCCUGCACAAGUGUAGACAGCGAGCGGCUGUUUAGUGCUGUUUCUCAUGUCAUUGAUGAGAAGAGGAAUCGUAUACAUUGUGACAAUGCUGAGAUGCUAAUUUUCAUCCAGAAAAAUCUUCCUCUCCUACAUUAGUACAACAGUAUAAUGUAAAGGCAAAGAGC
Messenger RNA from Fundulus heteroclitus (mummichog), 660 nucleotides. RefSeq names its product zinc finger BED domain-containing protein 4-like. The transcript is spliced from 2 exons. Gene Ontology annotation, molecular function: protein dimerization activity. Lineage: Eukaryota; Metazoa; Chordata; Actinopteri; Cyprinodontiformes; Fundulidae. The record is from RefSeq and is a predicted model, not a curated record. The coding region runs from base 176 to 631 and encodes 151 amino acids.